AUGCAGUCCAAGAUCUUCACCGCCGCGCUCGCCGCCUUCUCCUUCGCUUCAGUUCAGGGAGCCGUUCUUCCUCGUGCUACCAUCACUCCUGGAACCAUUGUUACUCCUGGCAUCUCUUUCAACCCUGCCGAGCUUGGAGCCAACGAGUUGGCCUUCCGCACUCUUCAGGUCCUUACUGGCCAGAUUGCCCAGACCACCGCUCUCGCCAACAGCCUUGCCCUUCAGGCUACCGGCACUGCGACAGCUGCCGCUGAUCAGGUCCAAGCCGUUGUUGCUCAGCUGAGCUCCAACGCCGCUGCCAUCGCUGCCAACGUCGCCAGCAUUGUCGCCGCUGCUCCCACCGCGAUCCCUCCUGUUCCCAGCCCUACUGCCCCUGCUACUCCCGAUGUUGGUGGUCAGGCUGAAGCUCUCGUCCGCCAAGCUCAGGCACUCGCCAGAGCCCUGACUGCUCAGAUCGCCGCUCUCCAGGCUCAAGUCACCGCCAACGCUGGAACUGUCGCCGGAGUUGCCCAGAACGCGAUCCUCAUUCCUGCUUUGGUUCAGGCCCAGGCUGCCGCCGCCACUACACUCGCCACCAUCGGAACCGCCAGCAACCUUGCUCUCACUACUGCUGCUACCCUGACUGCCAACGCCCAGGCUAUUGUCGACCGCGUCCGCAACGCCCAGGUCAAGCUCAACCCCGUCCUCGUCAUCGGCGCUACUCCCGAUGUCCAGUUCUAA
Messenger RNA from Colletotrichum abscissum, 720 nucleotides. RefSeq lists its product as uncharacterized. The record is from RefSeq and is a predicted model, not a curated record. The coding region runs from base 1 to 720 and encodes 239 amino acids. The transcript is spliced from 3 exons. Lineage: Eukaryota; Fungi; Ascomycota; Sordariomycetes; Glomerellales; Glomerellaceae.